Colletotrichum paranaense is the source of this 1035-nucleotide messenger RNA. RefSeq lists its product as uncharacterized. The record is from RefSeq and is a predicted model, not a curated record. The transcript has 3 exons. Bases 1 to 1035 code for a protein of 344 amino acids. Lineage: Eukaryota; Fungi; Ascomycota; Sordariomycetes; Glomerellales; Glomerellaceae.
AUGGCCUCCGCCAAGAAAGAAGCCGCAUCGAUGCCGGCAGCGGUACCGGCUACUGCUUUUCCUCCUGCACCUCCUCCACCACCACCACCGUCGUCCGAUGCUCAUCCACCGCAAUCCCAGUCCUCUGCGACCGCCUCGCCGAGAGGGUUAAGUAGGCGCUCCUCUUCCUACGACGGACGCUCGCCAGCGUCCCCGCGCUCGCUCUCCCGGAGGCAGAGCACCAACGAGCGCAUUAACGAGAUAUUAGAGAACGCACGAGGCCGCGCACAAGCCAUGGGCGGCGGACUCUCAACAACCCGCUCCGCUCCCGCCAGCCCCCCGCGGCACUACUCCCGCGCGGACGGCUCUCACAAUGAGAACGUCGGCAUCAUCUCCCGCGGCCCGGACCGCAAUUACCAGAGCAUGAACUCGGCGCCGCACCCGUCCGCCGUAACCACCACAGCGACGACCCCGGAGCUGGCCGGCAUGCGGCCGCGCAAGUCGGUCCAGUCGACGAGGAACUCCCUGCCAGCGCAGGCCGAAGAGGAGGGGGAGGACGAAGACUACGAUGCCGUGGUCGCGCGGGAGGAGCGGGAGAGAGAAGCGCAGAGGAAGGAACCCUGGUACACGAUCCUGCUGUCCAGCUUCCAGAGCAUUGAGCUGGAGAACAAGGGCAGCGUGGCUCGCGAUCACCUGGCGCUCGAACGAACAUUCCUCGCAUGGCUCCGCACAUCUCUCGCCUUCGCCUCCAUAGGCAUCGCCGUAACGCAGCUCUUCCGCCUCAACUCGUCCCUCUCGACGCCGGGGACCGACGACCCGAACAGUCACACCCUCCGCCAGCUGGGCAAGCCGCUCGGCGCGACGUUCCUGGGCAUCAGCAUCCUCAUUUUGUUUUUGGGCUACCAGCGUUACUUCCGCGCGCAGCAGUGGGUGAUGAAGGGCAAGUUCCCCGCGAGCCGCGGGACCAUUAUCAUCGUGUCCAUGGUGGCGUUUGCGCUGAUGGCUGUGAGCUUGGUUGUGGUUGUGGUUGUGAGUCCUACGAGCAGGGAGCGGUGA